AAACCAUUGAGAACAAUCACAACCUCAACCGUGUUCACAACCAACAUCACAUUCACACGUCUUACUAUUGUUCUCUUCCCUCUACCCAUCUUAACUUAGCGCCCUCGCGGCACAGCUUUGUUAUCAUCUUGCGCAAAUCAUGUCCUUCAUCUAAUCUUAACCAUUUUGAUACCCCUUCUCUUUCUACUUAUUACUCUCCUUUGCAACAUUUACUUGUUCAAUAACCACCUAUCUUAAACAUCGCAACCAUGGCAGACACCCAGAAUGGAUUCGCGUCUGCUCCCUCUACGCAGCCAGAGACAUCCUUCUCUGCGAACCGAACUCAAGCAGCGCCCUCCUUCUCCGUGCGCCCGCGACAGAACCAUUUGUCACCCCGAGCAACCUCUCCCUCCGCGCCCACCAUCCCGCACGAUCUCUUCCCAGGCGAAACCCGCUCCCUCUCAGGAAUCGCCCUCCGCGCAUUUCUCCUCGGCAUGAACGCUGCGCUGGGCUACACUCUCACCCUCGUCCUCCUCUACUACGACUCCCGACUCUGGCGCCCGGCCUUCUUUGUCGGCACCCUCUGCACAUUCCACUUCCUCGAGUUCUGGACGACCGCGCGAUACAACACCCCCGCCGCAACCACAAGCUCCUUCCUCCUCACGAACGGCGCCCGCUACCGCCAGGCCCACACAUUCGCAUUCAUCGAGUCCCUCCUGACAUCCUACUUCCUGCCCCACUGGCAAUCCCGCGUCAACCCUCCGCUCGUAAUCGCACUUGGCGUCGCUCUUAUCCUCGUCGGACAGGUCGUGCGGAGUCUCGCGAUGGUGCAGGCGGGCACCAACUUCAACCACCACGUCCAGUCUCGGAAGAACGAGGGCCACGUUUUGGUCACCGAGGGCCUAUACGCUAUCUUCAGGCACCCAUCGUAUUUUGGGUUCUUCUGGUGGGGUCUGGGAACGCAGGUUGCGUUGGGGAAUACAGUCAGUUUUGUGGGAUAUACGGGUGUGCUGUGGUAUUUUUUCCAGCAUAGAAUUAUCAACGAAGAAAUAUAUUUGGUCGCGUUCUUUGGCAAGGACUACGAGGCGUAUAGAGCUAGGACAAGGGUAUGGAUCCCGUUCAUUCGGUAGCGCGGCGGCGAUUCUGCAUAGAUACCCCCAUUUUCCUCCUUCUCCCGACUUUUCAGAGUUUGGAUACACAGCGUACCAUCAAUCUAUAGGGAAGAAUAUACGCAAUACGGCGCACUACCAAUUUACAUGCGCUUUCACCCACCAGUG
This is a messenger RNA of Aaosphaeria arxii CBS 175.79, 1256 nucleotides long. RefSeq names its product protein-S-isoprenylcysteine O-methyltransferase. Gene Ontology annotation, cellular component: endoplasmic reticulum; membrane. The coding region runs from base 249 to 1109 and encodes 286 amino acids. The record is from RefSeq and is a predicted model, not a curated record. Gene Ontology annotation, molecular function: protein C-terminal S-isoprenylcysteine carboxyl O-methyltransferase activity. The transcript has 2 exons. Gene Ontology annotation, biological process: C-terminal protein methylation. Lineage: Eukaryota; Fungi; Ascomycota; Dothideomycetes; Pleosporales.